AUGCAGCUGCCGAAGAAUGAGUCAACAUUCCUGCUCUACCUGAUGGAGAGAGGGACGAAGAUCGGAAGCAGCGCGCUGUCGAAGAUCUCGGCGGCGUAUCAAGCGGCGAACGAUGGGAUUUCCAAGAUGGGAGCGGCUUUCGUGGCGGACGUCAUCAAGAUGAAGAGAAGGCUCGAGAUUCCGUUGAAAAAGAAGCCAGUCGAGGUGACUUUGGAGGAUGUCGAAAAGAUCACACAGUUGGCGAUGCAGUCAAACAGUCCGGCGGGCGAUCGGGAUGCCUUGCUGGCGAUUCUGUCGUUCCAUGUGAUGUUGAGGGCGUCUGAGGCGGCGGAGAUCAAGUGGGACGGUGUCACUCAAACAGGAGAUCUGAUCGAGGUAAUCGUUGAGAAGGCGAAGAACGAUCAGAUGGCUCUGGGACGUCGAUCGUACUUCAACUACAAACCGGGCAGCGACGCGGACAUUCUGAUGCGCAGGUGGCGACUCAGAAGCAAGAAGAAGAAGACGUGCGAGUACGUGUUUUCGAACUUGGAGGGAUCCAAACGUCUGUCGAAGCAAUCGAUCUCGGCCCUGGCUUCGAAGAUGCUCAAGGCGAUCGGGAAAACGGGAGCGACGCACCACGGAUUCAGACGAGCUGGAGCGAACUACUUCCCGACCCAUUUUUGCUCCAUUUCAAUGCCCGAAAUCGACGUUUAUCUAGAAUUGUAAAACCUUUUUCGGCAUCGUUUUUUAUCAUCGAAACGAUCGCGGCCGACGGACAAAAUUCCAGUUUCCCGAUAUCGGUGAGCGAUUAGUUCUUGUAAAGUUCUUUUGAAAAAUCAAUAAAUUCGCAGAAGUGUGUCAUCAUCAUUUUCACCGACGAGGCUUGGACUCCGCUGCUGCGAACUGUGCAUUCUGUGAUCAAUCGGAGCCCGCCGCAGUUGCUCAAAGAGAUCAUUCUGCUGGACGAUAACAGCCAGAGAGGUUUGCUCUUUUUGCUGAAAAUACGUACGUUUAUUCUUCCAGAAGAGCUCAAAGCUCCACUCGACGAGCACAUCAAGCGGUUCGGCGGAAAAGUGCGUCUGAUUCGAAAGCACGUCCGCCACGGUCUGAUUAGAGCGAAACUUGCCGGAGCUCGUGAAGCCGUCGGGGAUAUAAUUGUCUUUUUGGAUUCUCAUUGUGAAGCCAAUCAUGGGUGGCUCCAGCCGAUUGUUCAGAGAAUCAGCGACGAGCGCUCGGCUAUUGUUUGCCCCAUGAUCGAUUCGAUCUCCGACCAGAACCUGGCUUAUCAUGGGGACUGGUCCCUUUCGGUUGGAGGUACUUGAAAAUAGUGAUUUAAAUAGAAAAUAGUAAUAUUGAGGCUUCUCCUGGGCCCUUCAUUUCACCUGGGAAGGACUUUCAGACGAAGAGACGAAGCGUCGCACGAAAGUCACCGAUUACAUCAGGUCAGAGUAGUACAGAAUUAAAAUGAUUUUUUACAAAUUCCAUUUUUAGAUCGCCAACAAUGGCCGGAGGUCUUCUGGCCGCCAAUCGCGAAUACUUCUUCGAAGUUGGCGGAUACGACGAAGAAAUGGACAUUUGGGGAGGCGAGAAUCUCGUGAUUUCGUUCAGAGUGAGUAACCGAAAGGGUAUGCGAGUGCGCGUUGGCAUGGAAACCUCAUCUACUUGCAGAACUGGAUGUGUGGCGGUUCGAUCGAAUUCAUUCCGUGCUCGCACGUCGGCCACAUCUUCCGCGCCGGCCAUCCCUACAACAUGACAGGUACAUCAAUCUCAGCUCGUUCUUCAUCCGAAAUUCCAAAACCGAAACAAUUUCAGGCAGAAACAACAACAAGGACGUGCACGGAACGAAUUCGAAGCGCCUGGCAGAAGUGUGGAUGGACGACUACAAACGGCUCUAUUACAUGCAUCGAGAGGACCUCCGAACCAAAGACGUCGGCGAUUUGAGCGCCCGGAAAGCGUUGAGAGAGCGAUUGAAUUGCAAACCGUUCAAAUGGUAUUUGGAAAACGUCGCCAAGGGGAAAUUCGUGAUGGACGAGGACGUUCUUGCUUACGGAGCAGUACGUCCUGCGCAAUUUCACAGUUUUUUCCUUAAUUCCCCCAGUUUUCAGUUGCAUACAAUCGUGGAUAAUACUCGAAUGUGUACGGACACUCUUCAGAGGGACGAGAAAAUGGCUCAGCUGUUGGGAGUGUUCCAUUGUCAGGGAAAAGGAAGCUCUCCGCAAUUGAUGUCUCUUUCGAAAGAAGGAUUUCUGAGGAGGGAGACCACGUGCGCAGCGGUCGAAGGAUCGAAUGAAAAUUUGAAAAUUUAA
This is a messenger RNA of Caenorhabditis sp. 36 PRJEB53466, 2285 nucleotides long. Lineage: Eukaryota; Metazoa; Nematoda; Chromadorea; Rhabditida; Rhabditidae. The record is from the annotation of a GenBank genome assembly.